This is a messenger RNA of Paramecium pentaurelia, 843 nucleotides long. NCBI's taxonomy places the organism in Eukaryota, Ciliophora, Oligohymenophorea, Peniculida, Parameciidae. The record is from the annotation of a GenBank genome assembly.
AUGAAUAAAUCAUUACUACAAUCACCAAUCAAACCAUAACAUCGAAAGAUUAUUUCUUAAUAAUAAAGCAAUAGACCAUUUAGAUUAUUUGAUAAAAUGUCUCUUUUUACAAAGCAUAGAAUACCAUUAGUUGAAGAAAUUCCAUAAUUAAGUGAAAGAUAAUCAAGAAGAUUUAAAAAGUACUUUUCAACAACAAUAAGAAAUUCUAGCUGCAAUUGUAUUAAUUGUGGUAAGAACAAUUUAUUUAUAAAAAAGACAUUCCAGUUAUUUCCAUUCGAAAGCAAGUAAAUUGAAUUCAUUUUAUACAUAUUAGCUUUAAUCGAAGGAAGAGACUAUAUAAAAAGUUCAGAAAAUAUAUUCAUUGUGUUUUAUUCAUGAUUAGAUAUAAAAUUGUCUAAAAAAUAAGAGAUCGACAAAGAAAUAAAAUGAAAAAAGCCAUCAAUUAGAAUGUGCAUAUCCAUAAACCUUCUGCUGUAGCUAAUUUACUUGCUGAAGGAAUUAAGUAAUUGUUAUUAUUUAAAUUAAAGAUAAUUGAAACAACAAUAAUAACAUCAUAUUGAAGUAUUACAUGAACAUGAUUCAGAUGAAGAAUUUUAUCAAUUUAAACCUAAGAAUCAUUAGAAUCGUAAAUCCUUUGCACAUUUUCUAUCUUCUCCUAAGGGAUAAAAAAAGUUAGAAAGAGUCUAUUAUGUUAAAUAAGUCAAUAGACCUAUUAGUUAAUAUAUUGCAAAUCGUCCUAAACCAAAUACAACUCAAUGUUCUCCAAAAUCUAUCUUGCCAUAAUUGAGUUCUUUGUAUGAUUUCAAAAAUUCAAUCUCUGUCAGAUAAUUGAAAAAAUUCUGA